AUGCCGGAGAAGGAGGCUCUGCAGCCGCAGCUCCUCCUUCGCUGCUUCUGUGCUGCUGCACUUGCCAUUGCAGGCAGUGCACAGACUCCCUUUGCUGCUGCAGAUGAGCUUGAGGUAGACCUGGCCGUGCACUCAGGUGGACAAGGGUGUGCAAGACCCUGCAGGUUUGCAAACCAGAUGUUGCUGCUGCAAGACGGUAGUGGCAAUGCAGGCAGGGAGCAGUUCAUCACGGCACAUAGGUAUCGCAACCGCGGCGAGGUCAAAGACGAGGGGGACCUCAUGCCCCGGACCCUGGAGGGUCAGAUCACCAUGGAGAAGACCCCCAGCUACUUCGUCACCAAGGAGGCCCCAGCCCGCAUCUCCUCCAUGUCCAAGGGCACAAAGCUCAUUGUGGUGGUGCGGGACCCCGUGACCAGAGCCAUCUCGGACUACACCCAGACACUCUCCAAGAAGCCUGACAUCCCCACCUUUGAGAGCCUGACCUUCAAAAACAGGACUACGGGCCUGAUUGACACCUCGUGGAGCGCCAUCCAGAUUGGCAUCUAUGCCAAGCACCUGGAGAACUGGCUCCUCUACUUCCCCAUCGGGCAGAUCCUCUUCGUCAGCGGGGAGAGGCUGAUCAGCGACCCCGCGGGGGAGCUGGGCAGGGUCCAGGACUUUCUGGGCCUCAAGAGGAUCAUCACCGACAAACACUUCUACUUCAACAAAACCAAGGGCUUCCCAUGCCUGAAGAAGGCAGAAGGCAGCAGCAAACCCCACUGCCUGGGGAAGACGAAAGGCAGGACCCACCCCGACAUAGACCAGGAGGUGGUGCAGAGACUGCGGGACUUCUACCGGCCCUUCAACAUGAAGUUCUACCAGAUGACGGGGCAGGACUUUGGCUGGGACUGA
Messenger RNA from Egretta garzetta (little egret), 891 nucleotides. RefSeq names its product heparan sulfate glucosamine 3-O-sulfotransferase 3B1. The record is from RefSeq and is a predicted model, not a curated record. Lineage: Eukaryota; Metazoa; Chordata; Aves; Pelecaniformes; Ardeidae. The transcript has 4 exons. The coding region runs from base 1 to 891 and encodes 296 amino acids. Gene Ontology annotation, molecular function: [heparan sulfate]-glucosamine 3-sulfotransferase activity.